This is a messenger RNA of Penicillium egyptiacum, 882 nucleotides long. NCBI's taxonomy places the organism in Eukaryota, Fungi, Ascomycota, Eurotiomycetes, Eurotiales, Aspergillaceae. The record is from the annotation of a GenBank genome assembly.
AUGCUCGUCUCCGAUGCAGAAGAUCGCGCGUGUGCAUUUGAGGGCGAGCCCGUUUACUUCGGCAUGAAUUCAGUCGCUCCAGCUCCAGCCCAGAUUGGUCUUCAAUACUUCGCACCUCCUUCCUUUGGCCCUAGCCCUGUUGCUUACGGCCCUUGCAGACCGCCGCCAAUUUACCCUGUUUUGUUUGACAAUGCUCCACAGGGCCUUUCCUCAUAUGGCCCGCCGAUGAUGGGUACUAUGUUUCCUCGCUCUCAGCUCCUUGCCCCGCGUCCUUCGAACAUUGCUUGCAACGACCCGAACUUCUUCAUGGCAGCCUCCUACCCCGGCGAACCUAUUGAGACCCCGGAGAACAAAUCCCGUGAGUGUCUUUUUGCUUAUCGCAAAUUCAUGGACUGGAUCCACACUGUCUACUAUUCAUCGAAGUCACCCGAGGCAUUUGUGCAAGCCUGGCAACGAGCGCUCAAAGAGAUGAAGCAGGCCUUUGGACCCCCAUAUAUUCCCACAGUCUUCGUCCUCAAUCAGUUCCUUGCAGCGGUCAGUGCGAACCCUCACACCAUUCCAUGGGUUGAGUCGCUCCAGUUUGAGAGAGGUUCUCUGCCGGCAUCCAUACUAGAUGAAGCCUUCGCCGACUUCCUGGAGUUUGAGGCAUGUCGACUAGGAAAGCAACAGCCAGUCUCGGGCAACCCAGAUACUGCCGUUGCUGACGUGGGUCAAAUUGAAAGUUUCCCCAAGCAAUACUGUCCCUAUCACCAGCGUCUCACAAAGCACCCCAUUGAGGAAUGUUUUCGAAACCCACGGAACACGAAGCGUAAGAGAAAGUGGAGACGAAAGCAGGCGCGACUGGCAGCCGCUCUUGAGGCCAACAAAGGGAUCCAGCUAUGA